This is a messenger RNA of Blastomyces dermatitidis ER-3, 1011 nucleotides long. RefSeq names its product protein transporter Sec61 subunit gamma. Gene Ontology annotation, biological process: post-translational protein targeting to membrane, translocation; protein targeting. The record is from RefSeq and is a predicted model, not a curated record. Bases 190 to 402 code for a protein of 70 amino acids. Gene Ontology annotation, molecular function: transmembrane protein transporter activity. The transcript has 3 exons. NCBI's taxonomy places the organism in Eukaryota, Fungi, Ascomycota, Eurotiomycetes, Onygenales, Ajellomycetaceae. Gene Ontology annotation, cellular component: Ssh1 translocon complex; membrane.
UUAGGACACCUACUACAUACUCCGUACGUACAGGUUCGGUGAUCUCGCUACUCCUCAACAACCUCCAAUACAUCUCCUCUCUUCCCUCCUUCUGACUCCUACCGCCACCAAAUAAAGAAAAAGGGAUAUAUCUGUCUCCUUACCACCUCCUAUCUCUUUUGCAUUCCGCCUGCACGCUCUCUUCCCACAAUGUCGGACACCUUCCAAGAACUUGCGGAUAUCCCUAAGGAUUUCGUCAAAGAUGGCAUGCUCUUUAUGAACCGAUGUACAAAACCCGACAAGCGCGAGUUCCUCAAGAUUAGCCAGGCAGUUGGCUUCGGGUUUCUGAUCAUGGGAGUUAUCGGUUACUUCAUCAAACUGAUACAUAUCCCCGUCAACAAUAUUCUCGUUGGAGGCGCAUGAUGUGAGCAAUCAAACAAUAUAACCGGUUGGGGGAGUCUAAUAAUACUCCCGGCGUUGAAAUUGAGGAGAGGGGGGGAUAAAAAGAGACGAAAAAUAUAAAAGCAUUGCGCGCGAAUAUCAAACAAACUCUGUUGCUGCACUCGUUGGUCCUAUCCGUUCAGCAGGGCCGUGCCUUCGAACUUCCCAGGCAGUAUCUCCUCGAAAAGCCGAUGAUCAUAGGGUGUGCUGUUAAUUGGGCAGGAAUCCCUUUUUGAGCGAAAGACGAUAAUUUUUAUUUUCAUAUUUUAUUUUUUUGCAAAACAAAAGGAGAGGGAAGCUGGUGGGAACUGAGUUCAGCAGAUCGCACUUUAUGUUCCCUCUGUUAAUUUUUCUUAGCCAUCUUUCUAUUAUUCUUGUUUAUUUCCUUUAUGUUAUGCUUAUGUACAAUAUCCAGCCGUCAUUUAUGUUGAGCUCCUUUUCCUGUAUUGGUCGGUGUUUUGCCCUUUUUUACAUUCAUUGGAAAUAAUUUCAUCUGUCCCUUUUCUACUGAUGAUCGGGCGUUAAUUAAGCUGAUAUAUAUAUCUCUCGACUAGAUAAAUAUUAAUGCAUUGGGAGCUGCAUUUCUUCGCA